Lachancea meyersii CBS 8951 is the source of this 423-nucleotide messenger RNA. Lineage: Eukaryota; Fungi; Ascomycota; Saccharomycetes; Saccharomycetales; Saccharomycetaceae. The record is from the annotation of a GenBank genome assembly.
AUGGAAGCUAAACCCUGCUUUAUCUCGCUAAUUGACCACAACGAUCGACCACUGCUAGUGUUUGUCGCGAAAGAUGAGAAUACUGGGAAUGACGUUGAGUUUAAGUUUAACACAUUUUCCAACAUGGCACUUGAUUAUUUCAGCAGCGACCUAUAUGAGUGGAUGAACACCAGCCAAGAAAAUCGCGAGAUAAAAGACUUGUUUCAGCUCGAGGGCGUCGCCGUUUAUGGGAAACUAGUGAAACAAACAAGUUUGAAAAUUGUUGUCGGGUUUUGGAGCCAGUCAGAAUGCGGCCACGAAACACUUGGACGUGUUUUCAAUGAAAUUUCGAGACUGUACGUAAGGUGCAAAUUCAACCCGUUUUUGGAAAGCAAUGAAGAUCUGAUAGAGCAAUUGCAAAAAACACUGAGUGAAAGGUUCUAA